Molecule: messenger RNA, 730 nt
Organism: Lactuca saligna
Lineage: Eukaryota; Viridiplantae; Streptophyta; Magnoliopsida; Asterales; Asteraceae
Source: the annotation of a GenBank genome assembly
CCCAGUUUCAUCCACCCCUAUUUAGUUUUCAAUUACAUCCUCAAACGCAUCCACAAACCCCAUUGUGUAAAUGGGAAGAACACCUUGUUGUGAAAAGGAAGGGAUAAAGAGAGGGAGGUGGACAUCCGAAGAAGAUGAAACAUUAAUCAAAUACAUUCAACUCAAUGGUGAAGGUUCUUGGAGGUCAUUACCCAAAAAUGCAGGGUUGUUAAGGUGUGGAAAGAGUUGCAGACUAAGAUGGAUCAAUUAUCUACGAGGGGACUUGAAGAGAGGCAAUAUCACUGCAGAAGAAGAAGAAAUGAUCGUUAAGUUGCAUGGAUCCUUAGGAAACAGAUGGUCAGUAAUAGCAAGCCAUUUACCAGGACGAACAGAUAACGAGAUCAAGAACUACUGGAACUCUCAUUUAAGCCGCAAAGUUUACAGAUUUUUCAGAGCUAUUCCGUUCCUACGAAGAAAAAUGUUACAGAGGAUAGAAUUUUUAGGAAGUGGGGCUGUGGAUUCAUGUGGGGUUUUGAGCAUUCAUGAUCAGGAAGAAGCAGGAAAGAUUUUAGCAGAUUCGAGUGUCGAAAAUGCCAAAAGGAAUGAGACUGAAGAUGAAUUCUUGAGCUUGAAUUCAUCAGAAACUGUGGGGCUUUACUCUAAUGGCGAUCACAUGGAGUUAGGGUGUGUAGGUGAUGAUGGAGAUGAGAUGCUGCUUUGGCUGUGGGACGAUCAGGAGGAUCACUGCUAG